AUGUCCCAUCAACACCAAAUAGUGGACUCCCACAUCCACCUCUUCCCAAAAUCCCACCUAAAAACCUUCACCUGGUACACAGAAACAAGUCCCCUCGCCAACCAACACAGCAUAAACGAAUACCGCACCGCACUCACCACCCCCAACGGCACCAACCCAGGCGUCCGGGGCUUCAUCUUCCUCGAAACCGACCGCCUAUCAUCCAUCCAACCAAGCACAACCCCCGGCUGGACCCACGCCCUAGACGAAGUCUCGUACCUAGCGCGCAUCGCGCUGGGCACACCCAUUCAAGGCGAAGGCCACAAGCCCGCAGACAAGGAAUUAUGUCUGGGCAUCGUGCCGUGGGCGCCUGUUCCGGGGGGACGGGAGCUGUUGCGUGAGUAUAUGGGUCUUGCGAAGGAGCGGGCUGGGGAUGCUUUCGGGAAGGUUUGUGGGGUUCGGUAUCUUGUUCAGGAUAAGGAGCCUGGGACGAUGACGAUGGAUGGGUUUGUGGAUGGGUUGAGGUGGUUGGGGGAGGAGGGGUUUGUGUUUGAUCUGGGUGUUGAUGCGAGGUCUGGUGGGUUGGGGCAGUUGAAGGAGGCAGUUGAGAUGUUGAGGGGGGUUUAUGCGGGGUUAGAUAAGGGGAAGGGGGUUACGAUUGUUAUUAGUAUGUUCUUUGGUCCUGGGAUCUGUGAUGGGUUUGUUGUUGGGGGUUUUUUUGCUGACGUUACGACAGAUCAUCUUUGCAAGCCGAAUCUAAGGCUAGGUGGUGGGGAUGUUUCUAAGCAUCAUGAGUUUGUGGAGUGGAGGGAACUUGUUGUGCAGAUGGCGGGUUAUCCCAAGACUUAUAUGAAGCUUUCUGGGGCUUUUUCGGAGCUGUUGCCGUUGGAGGGGGAGGAUUGCGAUAUCUCGGGUAUUGUUGAUUGCCUGCAGCCGUGGACUGAUGUUGUUUUUGAUGCCUUUGGGGCUGGAAGAGUCAUGUUUGGGUCGGAUUGGCCGGUUUGCAAUGUUGGGGGUGGUGGGAAUGAGGUUUCAUGGGGACGAUGGAGGCGGGUUGUGGAAGAGGUUUUGAUACGACGGGGUCUCUCUGAGGAGGAGAAGAAGGGUAUAUGGGGGGAUGUCGCAUUGAAGGCUUAUGGUAUUCCAUGA
Messenger RNA from Penicillium bovifimosum, 1128 nucleotides. Its product is annotated as amidohydrolase family protein. The transcript has a single exon. Gene Ontology annotation, molecular function: hydrolase activity. Lineage: Eukaryota; Fungi; Ascomycota; Eurotiomycetes; Eurotiales; Aspergillaceae. Bases 1 to 1128 code for a protein of 375 amino acids. The record is from RefSeq and is a predicted model, not a curated record.